CAUUGCAGUUCCCUGAUGACCUACUGGUGGAUUCAGCUGCAGUAGCUGCAAAACUUGAGAAGAGCACUGGGGCAAAAAUGUAUAUACUGGGAGAUACAUCAUAUGGCAGGUAAAAAUGUCAACUGUUGUGGUACAUCUAAUUGAAAAUUCACAGGAAAAAAAAACAUGUUUGCUGCUUGUGAUGUCUCCUAGUUACUUUCAGGGUAACGAUUAACAAUUAACAUUUCUUAAUUGGGAAAUGAAGUGCCAUUCUAACUUAUUUACUUGCACUAUGUCUUGACAACUGCCAAAGAAUUCUCACAACACUUUAAUGAGCUUGGCCUUUCCCUAGAGGGUCCCAUUUAUGCCUCAUAGGCAACAUGUUCAAAGCCAUCAGUUUUUGGCUUUGAACAUAUUGAACAUAUUUUGUGUAAGAUGCAUUAACUCAUUCAACCUUAUUCCAAAGCAUGGUGCCUGACACAUUUCAAGCUCAGUAGUAAUCUAUGCUUCUGAUAACAAUUAUUUUUCUUUUAAAUGAUGUGCAAAUGUGACAUUUCAGCUUUAGCAACAUUUUUAAAUCAUGGUGCUCAUUGAUAUUUUCAUCUAGCCAAAUAGGACCCAGUCCAAGGAAUAUGCUUACAACCACUUCCUAGUUCAAGGGUAUGCUGUACUCUAUCCACUGUACAAUUCACUGUAGUUAUGCAGUGAUUGCAACUGGUACUGUUGCCCCAGUAGCAGGGGUGGCUGAACUUUUCUUAUUCUUGUAUGUCGCAACUGCUGUGUGGACGAGGUUGCAGCAGAGCAUGUUGGAGCAGAGGGGAUUAUCCAUUAUGGGAGAGCAUGUCUCAGCCCCUCUAGAUGGCUGCCAGUGAUGUAUGUGUUCGGUAAGAGGGCAGUUGACAUUGAGAGAUGUGCGGAGUCCUUCAGAGAACACUACCCUGACAUAGAGCCAUGUGAUUAUACUUUAUGACGUGAUCUAUUCCUUCAUCAUGGGUAGUCUACAGCAUAUCAUUGAAUCUGAGUAUGCCAAUGUUGUCGUGUCCCAGAUCAGCGCAGAUGGGACCCGGUGUUAUAGUCCCAGGCAGACAGAUAAACCCCAUGAAGAGGCCCAGGCUGAAACUAAUGCGAACCAGACAGACGUUCAGCUUGUUAGGAAAUUCGGCCGUCAGUUUGCCUUGAGGGAAGGCUGCAGCUUGGAAGACUACAGAGUAUUUUACAUAGGCCAGGAGGGGGUAACCUUAACAAACUUCAUGAUGACCUUUAACCAGUGCUCCUUCUGCACCUUUGACCCCGAGACGAGGGCUGGGAGGCAGGAGUCAGUGAACGUCAACAAGGUCCUAAUGAAGCGCUAUUACUUAAUUGAGAGGGCUAAAGACUCCAAAGUAGUGGGCAUUUUAGUGGGCACUCUUGGUGUUGCAGAUUACCUGUCCAUCAUUGACCAUCUAAAGGACCUGAUUAGAAAAGCAGGGAAGAAGAGCUACAUGUUUGCCAUGGGGAAGCUUAAUGUGCCCAAGCUGGCAAAUUUUGUUGAGAUUGAUAUUUACGUGCUGGUGGUCUGUCCAGAGAAUUCCUUCCUGGACUGCAGCGAGUUUUACAGGCCGGUGGUGACACCCUUUGAAAUGGAGAUAGCCUGUAACAAGCACAGGGAAUGGACUGGAGAAUAUGUCACCAGCUUCAGAGACUUGCUACCGGGGGCAUGCAGCCACAUUGAGUUCCCUAAUCCAGAUCCAGAUGCUGGUGGUGACGACACUAAUGUCUCACUGAUCACUGGGGCUCUGCGAUCCUCUUACUGGAACAACUCAGAAUCCCAGGACAAUCUACCCGGUUCUUCUCUGGUUCAGAGAAACCCAACACUGACGGUGGCUCAGACAAACCCAGCAGCUUUCUCCUUGGCGUGUCGUAGCUGGCAGGGAUUGGAACAGAAGCUGGGAGAGACACCUGUGACCAAAGCAGUGGAAGGGAAGUGAGGAAUUGCAGUUGCCUACGAGGAAGAAGGGAAUAGCUAAAGCAGCAGGCUGCUCAGGAUGUUGCUUCUUAAAACAUAUGUAUCUAUCACAAGAGACAGGGUAAAGAUAGACUCAUGACAUCCAAACUUGCAAAGUGGCUUGCCCUCAACAAUGUUGACAGUUCUGUGUCCAGAACCGAGCAACAACAUGGUAUCAAUCUACAAAUAUUCUUCCACCUACCACACCAUGUAAAUAUUAAUAGUGGUAUAAAUUCCAGUGGUUUUUAAAGGAAAUAGUUUGCAGUAUCAGGAAUUUAUGAUUCCGGGUGAAGGUGGACACUUUAAGGGAUUUAAAAUAAGGAAAGCCACAGUGGACUGGUGGCACUGAAAAAAGUUUAUAUAGGGAUGGAAAUAAACUCCUAUUGUGUAGCAGUUUCACCCUUUCCAGGUGUUACUAAAACUUGAUUAGCCACCGUGUAUAGGUAACAGACUCUGGCGUUUCUUAUUAAAGUCAUAGUAAAACUACUACGAAAUGGGAGUCGUAUUUCCAUCCCUGGUCCCUGGAUCUUCUUACACUGAAGAUUGUUUAAUGUUAAAUUAAAUUUUUCCUGUCAUUAAAUUAAUUAAAUACAAAGAGACCUCUUUCUAUCACAAAUAUUCGUUUUACCUAAUGGUUUACAAACCAUUCUGUGAGAUCUGCCAGUUCCGUAAAUGAUGCCCUUGGGAAUGCUUUCUUUCUAUGCCAGCAGUGGGUUGAACAUAUGAGCAAGCUCGUCGGUGAGGUAUUUCACAAUAUUUAGCAAGGACAGAAGCCAUUGUAAUAAUGGUGCCCAUUUUAUUUCCAUAGCAACACUUUUUUACACAG
Messenger RNA from Polyodon spathula (Mississippi paddlefish), 2789 nucleotides. RefSeq names its product 2-(3-amino-3-carboxypropyl)histidine synthase subunit 2-like. The transcript is spliced from 4 exons. Gene Ontology annotation, biological process: protein histidyl modification to diphthamide. NCBI's taxonomy places the organism in Eukaryota, Metazoa, Chordata, Actinopteri, Acipenseriformes, Polyodontidae. The record is from RefSeq and is a predicted model, not a curated record. Gene Ontology annotation, molecular function: 2-(3-amino-3-carboxypropyl)histidine synthase activity. The coding region runs from base 969 to 1946 and encodes 325 amino acids.